AGUAGGAAAGGAAACUCACUUCUUGUUUGUAAGUGGCGUUAGGUUGAUUAACAUAACCUUAUACGUGACAAUUGUUACUUGUGUCUUAUCAAUGUUUGUGUGCUGUACCAGAAAUAGUUGCAAGGGUGAUUGCUUCUGUUGCGUACAGCCUGGAAUAAAUAACCAUCUGAUUUAAAGAAGAGGUCCCUUCUCAAAGUGAACAACAGAGGCCAGUGUCAUGGGAGAUAUGGCUAAGAGAAAUUUGGAAAGCAGGAAUGUGUAUUCAUCAAAAUGGAAUUUAUUAUUUGAUAAAAGUGUGAAAGAAUGGAUAUCUUUCAAACCAAAAGAUGGUUUACAAGUUUAUCCAUGCUACGCUUGUCGACAUAUAUUUGGCUCAAAGAAUUCGUUUCUCGAUCACGUGAAUCGAAGAUCAAUUCGAAUAGUGUACAAUUGCAAGUACUGCCCAGACGCAUUGCCAGAGGAUCUGGUGUUUUAUAAUCCCUGUUCGUUUUUAUUACAUGCGCGACAGCAUUUUUCUAUAAAUAGUGGCAUCAUUGAUUUGGAUGAAGUAGAAGUAUCUCUUCUUCCGGUCGGACUUGCGGGAUUCAUGCCUCAUCCUAAUAUAAAAGUACUUUAUGAUAUUGAAGAUGACGACAUCAAUUCGGAGUACAUCAAUAACAGAUUUUACAAUCCUACGACUGAGUGUUAUGGUCACAGGUAUAUCUGUUUCAACCCCAACGAGGUGUUCUUGUUUAUUUGUAUUAUUGCUAAUCAACCCUUUCAUACUCUGGCGUUGAAACAGAUCAGCCGUAAGGUUCCGAAAUGCAUUCUGGUGCAAAUAGAUGGCGCUAAUUUAAAUCAUUGUCCUGUAAUUCCUUCUUCUAAUGCACUUAAUUUGAAUUUGGGUAAUAAUAAUAACAAUGCAGUUAUGUUCUCGAGCGAUAUUAGUAAUGGAGGCGUUUUGGCGUCGGAUACAGCAAUAAAGACUGAGUCUGUCGAAGGAAAUCAAAAUCAAAUUGAAUAUACAAUGCCGAUUAUAACUAAAGUCGAAACGCUGGCGGAGUCUGAUAAUUCAUCUUCUUCAAAUACGACAACAGAUGGGGAUGAUACGGUUAUAAAUGUAACUAAUUGUCCUGAGUGUAAAGAAGUUCAAAUUGAGCCAUUGUCGAAUCAUUUCUUAGAACAAAAUAAGCCAUCGAACGAGUCCUUCCGUUGUUCCGUCUGUAGAUUCAUCGCUCCAUCUUCGUGUUCUUUAAAAGCUCACAAACGUAUCCAUGACACUAUUCCUCCGUAUGUUUGUCCGGAGUGUGCUAAAAGUUUUACCAGCUGGCCUCCCCUACUGGCUCAUUUGAACAACGUUUGUUUCCAUUUGGAGAAACAAGUGCGCGUUAAAUGUCCUGGAAAAAGGUGCAGUAAAAUAUUUGCUCAAAAUAUUACGUUCUUUGCUCAUUUUUCGGCCAUCCAUCUGCUAACAACUUACAUAUGUGAAGUUUGUGACGAGACGUUUAACACUGAUUUGGAUUAUUUCGAACAUGCCGAAGAUUUUCAUGAAGGCAAUGCGAGGUUCCAUACUGUAUUCACUUGUACAGUUUGUGCGGACCAAGAUACAUUUUCAUCAGAAGAAAAAGAAGAACACGUCCUGUCUCAUGGGAAGGACAGAGCAAAUUUUGUUUACAUUCACGUUUGCAAGUUUUGUAAAAGCAUUUUUAAAUCGACUAACACGUAUGCUACUCAUAUGCUUCGAUGUUCCAAGAAUGUAGCUAAUGUACCUAAUAAAGAUGUUAGUAAGGAUCCAAAUUUAACAACUGGGUCAUUACCUAAUGGCGAAAGUCGGACAUUGGCUCAGAAAGAUCAAAUUCUACGCAAAAAGGCACUUGAAUGUGUUGAGAGUAGUGUCCGAAUGGUUAUUACUAUCUGUUCGAGAUGCAACGUUCGCUUGAAGUUUCAGGUCUCUUAUUUGCACAAUAUAGUUUCUAAUUGUCCGAAAUGUGGAGAAAGGCUGUUUUUACCAGCGAAAAGUUUCAUUAUGCCGAAAGAGGGUAAUUUGCGUAAAGAAUCGUCAAAUAGAACGACAGAUGAGACUGGUUUGUAUGUUGAUUCUGAAGAAAAUAUAUGUUUAUUAUGUGAAGUUAGUGUUGAAAAUAUAAAGGAACACGUAAAGAUUUGCAAGUACAGUAAACCUGUUGUUAUCGUUCCUAAAGUUUCUAAAACCAAAGCAAGAAAAGAAGAAGGAAAAGAGGUAGGAGGAGAAGAAGAAGAAAAAGAAGAAGAAAGAGAAGAAGAAGCUUCUCCAAAAUCUGACGAUAGUGCUAGAAGAAAACGAAGACGAUAUAAUUAUAACAGUUUAGCCCAUAAACAUAGGAAACUGUUAGCGUCUAAAAACUUUCCUGAGCUUCAAACUGAUGAACCUGACCAACCAUUGCCAUUCGAUGGUACUUACCGCUGUCGAUUGUGUUCAUUUUCUGCCCCAGAUCGUCAAGUAUUCUGUGACCACGUUCUUACUCAUCGUCUGGUGUCAACCUCGUAUCAAUGUAUGGAGUGCGGGGAAUGUUUUGUGGUAAAGCCGUCUUUGGCGAAACAUCUUCAAUUUUAUCACCAGAUAUUUGACAUUGACUCCUACAUCGAAGAGAAUAAUUGUUAUGAUAAGGAAGCAGUUAAGGAAUUAGAGGAGAGCCUGAAAUUGGUUCCUGGUGAAUCGAAAAUUCCUGUAAAAGAAAACCAAUGUAGGGUUUGUUUGCAAGAAUUCGAAUCUAGUUUUGAUUUACACAAGCAUCUCCGUGUGCAUGGUAUGGCCUUUUUGUCUCAUAAUGUUAAAUGAUCUUUAAUGUUCUCUGUUAAGUAAGGUCCUUUUUCGUUUUGGUUGUACGCAAGCGCACAACUCACAUUUGUUAGGGUCAUUGUAAGGGAUGUGUGGUAAAUUUGCCUCAGGCUUAAUGAUUUCAGCCCCUGGCAUAUGUACUAGGAGUAUACAUACUUGAAAGUCUCAAAAAUAUGAAAAAAAAUCAUAUUAAAAAAAGAAGUAAUUGGAUUCCCAAAACAAUUUUGUAUCAAUCUAUUGGAUACAAAUACCGUGAAAGCUAUUGGCCCAUUGUUGUAUCAGUAUGUACCAUGUGCAUUGUUUACACCCUAUGUCAAAAUAACGCCACUCUCCAGGGCGAUGCUACAACAAACUUCUAUUGCAUUAAGUAGUUAUAACGAAGGUAACAUUUAGUAAAAAGUACAAAUGUGGAUUUAGUCUGGGCAAGUUCAACAUAUUUUCCUGGCAGUGGCCAUUGUUUUUGGUUUUUAUUUUAUUUAAUCACCCUAAUAUAACUUGUUGGAUCGACAAAAACGAUUCAUUUGAUCAUCACAGGUUUAUUAUUUAUAUCUAAUACUGUCUUUUACAUAAAUUUCAUUUGAUUUUGUAUAUAUCAUCAAAUACUACAUACAAACAGGUGAUAAUGCCAUUUUGUGAUAAUUGACUAGUUGUAAACUGAAUUGAUACAAAGGACAAAGAACAAGACGAUAUAAAAAAAGAAAGUUACACAAACUAAAAUAAAUAAUUUUCUUCUAAUAGUUUUUGUAGUAAACAAACAAAU
Messenger RNA from Agrilus planipennis (emerald ash borer), 3557 nucleotides. RefSeq names its product zinc finger protein 532-like. Lineage: Eukaryota; Metazoa; Arthropoda; Insecta; Coleoptera; Buprestidae. The transcript is spliced from 5 exons. The record is from RefSeq and is a predicted model, not a curated record. Bases 218 to 2797 code for a protein of 859 amino acids.